UUUCAUGGCUUUGAAUAAGAAACGUGGGAUUGAAUGACGCACAUCAAACUGGAUUAUGUAUUACUGGCGUGUAACUUUGCUGUUCAUUUAUUGUUCCACAGUCCGGUCCCGUAGGUGGUGGUAAUGUACCUUUACGGUAGUUGUCAACCACCAACAAUAACAGAAGAAGAAAAGAAGAAGAAGACUUGAACAGAGAGCGGAUAUCUCCCUGCAGAGCCGCAUAUUACCUCUGGGAUCCCAUCUGAAACGUCAGAAGGUCAGAUUUGUGGAGCCAAGACUAAAACUUUUCCUUCAGACGGAUUGUCCCACCUGUCUGCUUAAUCUGAAGUCACAGAAAACUGAAAAAUUGAUGCAUCAGGAUGAGUUUCUCCAUCCUCAACUCUCCUCCCCCAUCUCCCAGCCCCAUUCCCGUCCCCCUCCCUUCUCCCUCCUGUGUGGCGCACUGCCCUGAACUCGACCUGUCAGUCACUCUUAGCCCUGCCUCAAAGACUGACCGCAUGCAACAGAAUCCCCGUCAGCCAAAGCAGAGUCAACAGAGGGCCCAACCCCAGCCGAGGCCCCGCCCGCGAGGACAGGCUGGGAAAAAGAGGAAAACAAAGGUGCAUUUUGAAGAGCCGGUGGCUGUCACAGUGACACCCGAACCACAUAUUGUUCCUCAUCAGCAGCCUAUUAAAGGUCAAAGAAGAAGUUCAGGACAUCACCAUGUUGGAAGAUGUUCUGUGGAUACUCCUCCUGCAGCAUUUGUCCAGGACCCAUGCUGUCUGGAGAAUGCAGAACUUAACUCCACCCUGGCCCUCAAGGUGGAGCUUCAGUCACUGCAGGAGACAGAGUUUAAUUCCCAGAAAGCCCUUCAGGAGACUCUACAGAAAUCAGAGAGAACGAAGACCCUGAUUAAUGCCAGAGCUACUGAAGUGGUGAAUGUCUCUCGCUCUCAGCACCUCUUUAACUCUCUGGUUAGCGUCAACGUGCAGGAGGAUGAGUUGCUCAGCCAGGUGCUGCAGGCCAGGCUGAUGCUGGCCCCACCACCUUCCUGCUGCUAUGACAACAACACAGCAGAGGGCCCCACCCUCAAGUUUUUCACCCCCCCUGACCUGUUCAGGCAGACGCCCAUCCCACAAGAGGAGGAGCCAGCUCUGUGCAAACCUUCUCCAGUAGCAUGCACCGCUUACUCCACCUUUGACCUAUACAGAAGACAGAGAUGCUGGGAGGCCACACCAUGACAAACACAUCAGAGAUUUUCAUUCGUUUCUUUAAUGGAGAUUAGUUUGCCCUUAAAGUAUUUACAUAUUUAUUCUUUAUGUUGUCUCAGAGGGGUCUGGUAGGAUUUUCAGUCCUGCAGUUAGCCUCGGGGCCAAUCAGUUCUGAUUAUAGUUAUUUAUUAUUAAAACAAGAAAUUCAGCAAGUACUGAACAUGGAACAAUUAUGCAGAUGGUUUGCUCAACACAUCUUUGCCACAUAUUCCAAGAGUAUGAAGACCUCAUUUUUGGAUUAGCAGCUGCAGGCACAUGAUAAACAGUGGGUUAAGAGGUGGAGAUGGGAUGUUACAUAAGAACUGUGUGCUGUAAUUAUUUGUAAUAUUCUGUGUUGAAGGAUUUAAGAUUAGUUUUUUGAUGUCUAUAGAAGGCUCAUUAACACAAGGUCUAAAGAAGGGUUGUGGUAUUUCUAAACUAUUCUCAUUAUGUACAUUUAACUGUUUUUCUAGUGUUAAAUCUAAUAAAAUAAAUUUUAAGAUAAGACAA
Molecule: messenger RNA, 1739 nt
Organism: Girardinichthys multiradiatus
Lineage: Eukaryota; Metazoa; Chordata; Actinopteri; Cyprinodontiformes; Goodeidae
Product: protein phosphatase 1 regulatory subunit 35-like
Exons: 7
Coding region: 360-1220 (286 amino acids)
Biological process (GO): negative regulation of phosphatase activity
Molecular function (GO): phosphatase binding
Source: RefSeq, a predicted model, not a curated record